Molecule: messenger RNA, 1146 nt
Organism: Triticum aestivum (bread wheat)
Lineage: Eukaryota; Viridiplantae; Streptophyta; Magnoliopsida; Poales; Poaceae
Product: GDSL esterase/lipase APG-like
Exons: 3
Coding region: 1-1146 (381 amino acids)
Molecular function (GO): hydrolase activity, acting on ester bonds
Source: RefSeq, a predicted model, not a curated record
AUGAUGGGGGUGAGAGUGGCCACUGGCAAGGCUCUGAUGAUACUGGUUGCAGUGUCUAUUAUCUGCGCCGGCGGCGGAGUGGUGGCCUCGCCGGCGGCCGCGGAGGAGGUGCCCCUGGUGCCGGCGGUGUACGUGUUCGGCGACUCGACGAUGGACGUGGGCAACCUGGGAAACUUUACGCCGUCGCCUCCCUACGGCGUCGACCUCCCGCUGGGCAUCGUGCCCAGGUUCAGCAACGGAUACAACAUGGCCGACUCCAUCUCGAGGCUGCUGGGUUUUGAUAUGAGCCCGCCGGCUUACCUGUCGCUGACGCCGGAGACGAGCGUUGAGAUCCUGAAAGGCUUGGGUGGAGUCAACUACGCCUCCGGUGGAUCCGGCAUUCUCGACAUCACUCAUAAUGCAGACCUCCCGUUGAGCAAGCAGGUGGAGUACUUCGCGGCCACCAAGGCAAAGAUGAUAGAGAAUGGCACCGUGGACAUCGAUGCGCUGCUGUCCAAGUCGCUCUUCCUCAUUAGCGACGGCGGCAACGAUAUGUUUGACUUCAUCUUCAAGGGACGGUCGAUCUUUGAGUUUCCGUCCUUCCACCGGGACCUUCUGUCCAACUACACCAAGUAUGUCCAGACGCUGUAUGGGCUCGGGGCGCGGCGUUUCGGUCUCAUUGACGUGCCACCUGUCGGAUGCGUGCCGAUGAUGCGGUAUAUACUCUCCAAGGCCGGUUUGGACAUGUGCGAACGCGUCGCAAACGGCCUCGCUGAGGGCUUCAACAAAAAGUUGAGCAUCGAGAUGGCGAAGCUCGCUCACUCGCUGCCUGGGAUGAGGUACUCCGUGGGGAGCUCCUACAAGCUGGUGACCAACUACACGGCGCACCCGGAGGCCGCCGGGUUCGACGAUGUGAAGAGCGCGUGCUGCGGCGGCGGGAUGUUCGGCAUGGAGACCUUGUGCGUGCCCGAUGUCACCACCUGCCCCAACCACGACGACCAUCUCUUCUGGGACGCGGUGCACUGCACCCAGGCCACCUCCAACAAGGGCGCUGAGGCCAUCUUUGCCGCGCCGGUAGGGCUAAAUUUCACCGCACCCAUCAAUUUCAAGCAGCUGCUUCUUGAUGAUCAACCCACACCGUCAGCCGUUAAUUUACUUACGAGUUAG